AUGACAACUAUGCCAGAAUAUGGGUUGGGGAGUGGGAACUUAGGUGCCGAUGGCGGGCGUGAGAGAGGCUCGAGAAGGAGGAAGCUUGCAGCUAUGGCUGGUAGCAUGUAUAGGGCUGGCGCAACUGCGGUAAAUGAGAUUAAAGAGUCUUACUACCAGACAAGAUCGAGCGAUACCGAUACUUCAGAAGCGACCAGGAUUACAAUACCAGAUUCCUUCCCCGACGUUGCCAUCGUGACAAAAGGAAACGAGCAGAUGGUCUUAUUUCCGUCCUAUGCAAAGAGGCACGUAAAGAGUCAGCCUAGGCAAUUCGAAGAUCCGGGAGGACCACCCCAUACUUCAACUAUGAGCAUGAACGAACAGGAAUACUGGAGGAACGAGUGGUCAAGACACGAAGAUGAGAAAGCUAUUGUAGACGUAGAUGUCCGAGGCUGGAUAUACAUCCCUCAUAGGAGUCCAAUGACUCGUCGUAACCGAAUAUUGAUUGGUCUGGCGAGACAGUUAAGCGGCAUUCCCGCUCCGAGGACUCAACAGGCCGACUCAACUUCUGCUAUGGAACCCUCUUUGGCGAGAAUACACGAGCAACACGAGGAGGAACGUGAGCGAGAGAGGAUCGCACAAGAAGCCAAAGAAAUCGAGCGCAAGGGCAGGUUUGAGGAAGAAGCCGCGCAGAAAGGUGGUUAUAGUGAAAGACCGAGGGAUGAAGAUUCUGAAGACGAAGGAAGCAGGCGACGCCUGGACCAUUACUCGCAAGAUAGCAGUAGAUCACCACCCUCUGCGCCGUCAUCACCUGUUCUCCGAGGGCGUACCAAUACAACAGGAACUACUGAGCUCACUGAAACGGAACUGGCAGUUGCAAAUGCAAAUCUAAUGGCUCGUAUCGCACCUUUUAUGACCACACCGUUGGUUGAGAUUCCCAUCACCUUGUUCUUCUAUAACGAAAAGCAAGCCCAGUCGCGCACCGUAAAAACCAAUGAUUCAGGUCACUUUGUAAUCAGAGCGGCGCUCGACUUCGUUCCGACCCAUGUACGCGUGCUCGCGAACGAGGACAUAUCCUAUACAGAACCAGUGCAGCUCAUCGAGCCAAAAGGAGUCAGUCUAAUAAGCGAUAUCGACGAUACCAUCAAACGCUCAAACAUCUCGUUCGGCGCCAAGGAAAUAUUUCGAAAUACCUUUAUUCGUGAGCUGGGCGACCUAACUGUAGACGGUGUUCAAACAUGGUACAACGCUUUGCAUGACCUCGGCGUUCGCAUACAUUACUGUUCCAAUAGCCCGUGGCAGCUGUACCCGGUGUUAGCUACGUAUUUCAAGUUAGCCGGCUUGCCGCCGGGCUCGCUACAUUUGAAGCAGUAUACGGGUAUGCUUCAGGGCAUAUUCGAGCCCGUGGCCGAGCGGAAAAAGGGUACGCUGGAGAAGAUCAUGAGGGAUUUUCCAGAAAGGAAAUUCCUGCUAGUUGGUGAUAGCGGCGAAGCGGACCUCGAGGUAUAUACGGAAUUGGCCGUCUCUAAUCCCGGGAGAAUACUAGCUAUUUUCAUUCGAGACGUUACGACACCAGAACAAACUGGUUAUUUCGACUCCGGAUUCGACGCACGUAGUAACGGCAGGCACAUUCCUCGAACUAAUUCAAACAUUCGUCUUAACCAGGUAUCUUCUAGAAGUAAUAGCAGUGAUAGUAGAGAGGGUAGUCUCGUCGGAAGACCCCCGCUCCCUCCUCGAGUAACAACUACGUCGAAAUCAGUUAACGGGACCGUCGUAGGAGACCUAAUUGACCUGUCGGAGGAGCCGGAACCGGAGCCGGAGCCAGAACGGCUCCGGCGGGUCGAAUCGGAACCUCAGACGGUAGGAAAACCCGCACGACCGGCGGAUCUACUAGCACGGAAACCACCGCCACCAAGACCUGCGAAACCAAAAUCCUUACAGAGCACACCGGCCGCGCCGAUAUUGACUACAGAUGAUGGCGGGCCUACUAAAAAACCCUCGGGUUCGGUGCCCCCGCAGCCACCAGAGCCACGUAAGCCAAGCCAGGCGAAUAAUAGAGCGUUGACACCUAGCCCUCUAGCGCAGAUGCAGAUGUCGUCUGACCACGCCGGCGGAAGGGACGGACUAAGAACGUUGAAGAAAACUAAGAGUAACGGCCAAAUAUCCGACAAUCCAAAUCUUCCUCCCCUCAACUCAUCAUCUAAGAUCGCACCCCCUCCUCCGCCCCCUCGACGAGGCACACCGUCUAACACCUCCACGACGAAAUCGAGCCCGCGUCUCGUAGCGGCUCGCGCUAGCGACAGCAGCCUAGUCCGCCGCCGGACAACAGGGGACUCGGAGGUUGAGUUUGAGGGUCUGUCACCUGGUAUUAAUAGUAGCGCUACGUAUAACAACGGGAGUCCAAACGGACAGUCGGCGGUUAUGAACAAGAAAUUGGACUUGUGGCGUCGGCGGUUGCAACGUGCGCAGGAGACGCUGGAACGGCACGGCACGGCGCUGUAUACGUGGCGUCGCGGCGAUGAAGUUGUGGAUGAGGCAAUUGGGAUUGUGAAGAGAUGCAUGGAGGAGAUGGAUAGGUGA
Molecule: messenger RNA, 2559 nt
Organism: Daldinia childiae
Lineage: Eukaryota; Fungi; Ascomycota; Sordariomycetes; Xylariales; Hypoxylaceae
Product: Phosphatidate phosphatase APP1
Exons: 1
Coding region: 1-2559 (852 amino acids)
Cellular component (GO): actin cortical patch
Molecular function (GO): phosphatidate phosphatase activity
Source: RefSeq, a predicted model, not a curated record